AUGGCCUCGAUCAACGGCACCCUUGUGCCCCUGCCACCGCCGCCGGGCUACGUCGUCAACUUUGAGCACCCGCAGAGGAUCCUGACGCCUACGGCGUACUGGAUGUACGACUGCUUGGUUGGAGCCUGGGCCUUCUCCCUCGCAACUCAGAUCCCCGAGGUAUACGAAUGGUCGCAAGGAAAUCUCGGCAUACACAUGUGGGAGCUGCCCGUACCGCGCUUCGAGAGGUUCCUUUACCUUAUUUACAUCGCGCCCAUCCUAUACGCGCCCUGCCAGAUCCUGGCCAAACUAUCCCUGCUGAUUUUUUACCACCGCCUGUCGCCCGUUCAGGGCUUCAAACACGCCGUCAAUUUUACCAUAUUCGUCGUCGUUGUUUACAACACCGCUAUCAUGUUUGCGCUCAUUUUUUCGUGCUGGCCGGUGCAAAAGAACUUUGACUUGAGCAUUCCCAAAGAUGUGGGCUCGUGCAACGUUAACCUGCCCCAGGUUUAUAUCGCCACCUGCAUAAUGGGCAUAAUUACCGACCUGAUGAUCCUAACGCUGCCACUCCCGACUGUGUUAAGGCUUCAAAUGUCCAAUGCGCAGAAGUUUGGUCUGGUUUUUAUUUUUAGCAUUGGUUCUGCAACUUUCAUCACGUCGAUCGUUCGUCUUGUUCUACUCGUGAAAACGACCGGCCAGACCGAUAUCACCUGGGCUAUCGCAGAGGCAACAAUGUGGAUCGGCAUCGAGGCCAACCUCUUCAUCAUGUGCGGCUCGCUCCCGACGCUCCGCAAGUUCGCCAAGCACGUCGGCCCGGCCAUCUUUGGCGAGGCGUUCGCCUCCAUGUUCUCGUCGCGCCGCGGCCGCAGCAGCGCCAGCAAGGGCAACACCAACAACUCGUACCCUCUCAAGGCCUCGUCGGGUGAAAAAAGCCGGCCGUCGACGACGGGCAAGAACGGCUUCAGCCGGCUCGACGAGGGCCGCGACGCCAGGCUGUCGUCCUUGGACAGGUACGGCGUCGAGACCAGCGUCCACACGGACCUGGAGAACAGGACCUCGUCCGCCAGCGGCCCCGCCGGCCUGGGCCUCGCCGUUUCGACGGACGACCGCGCCGGUUAUGUCUGUUGUACGCCGAGCAGCAUCGUGCAGACCAGGGAGACCAUCAUUCAGUAUGAGCGCCGCUGA
Molecule: messenger RNA, 1164 nt
Organism: Pyricularia pennisetigena
Lineage: Eukaryota; Fungi; Ascomycota; Sordariomycetes; Magnaporthales; Pyriculariaceae
Exons: 4
Coding region: 1-1164 (387 amino acids)
Source: RefSeq, a predicted model, not a curated record